GACAACCCUUUGAGGCACCAUGGCUGCUCUGGCGGCUCUUUGCGGCGGACGACGCCGGCCUCUGCUUCUGGGGCUGCUGCAGGAAGUAAGAUGCCUGGGUCGAAGUUAUGCAUCUAAACCCACUUUGAAUGAAGUAGUUAUAGUAAGUGGUAUAAGAACUCCCAUUGGAUCUUUCAUGGGCAGCCUUGCUUCUCAGCCAGCCACUAAGCUUGGAUCUAUUGCAAUUCAGGGAGCCAUUGAAAAGGCAGGGAUCCCAAAAGAAGAAGUGAAGGAAGUCUACAUGGGGAAUGUUAUCCAAGGGGGUGAAGGACAGGCCCCUACAAGGCAAGCAGCAUUGGGUGCAGGUUUACCAAUUUCCACUCCAUGUACCACGGUAAACAAAGUUUGUGCUUCAGGAAUGAAAGCCAUCAUGAUGGCCUCUCAAAACCUUAUGUGUGGACAUCAGGAUGUGAUGGUGGCAGGUGGGAUGGAGAGCAUGUCAAAUGUCCCAUAUGUAAUGAGCAGAGGAGCAACACCAUAUGGUGGGAUAAAACUCGAAGACCUGAUUGUGAAAGAUGGGCUGACUGAUGUCUACAAUAAAAUUCAUAUGGGUAACUGUGCUGAGAAUACUGCAAAGAAGCUGAGUAUUGCCCGAGGCGAGCAGGACACUUACGCCAUCAGCUCUUACAGCAGAAGUAAAGAAGCCUGGGAUGCAGGGAAGUUUGCUCAUGAAGUCAUUCCUGUCACCGUCUCAGUAAAAGGUAAACCAGAUGUGGUGGUGAAAGAAGAUGAAGAGUACAAGCGUGUUGAUUUUAGUAAAGUACCAAAGCUGAAAACUGUAUUCCAGAAAGAAAAUGGCACUGUUACAGCUGCCAAUGCCAGCACACUGAACGAUGGAGCAGCUGCUGUGGUUCUCAUGACUGCAGAUGCAGCCCAGAGGCUCAACGUGAAGCCACUAGCACGAAUUGCAGCAUUUGCUGAUGCUGCUGUAGACCCUAUUGAUUUUCCAGUUGCACCUGCGUAUGCUGUACCUAAGGUUCUUAAAUAUGCAGGAUUGAAAAAGGAAGACAUUGCCAUGUGGGAAGUAAAUGAAGCAUUCAGUGUGGUUGUACUGGCCAACAUUAAGAUGCUGGAGAUUGAUCCCCAAAAAGUGAAUAUCCAUGGAGGAGCUGUUUCUUUGGGCCAUCCAAUUGGGAUGUCUGGAGCCCGAAUUGUUGUUCACUUGGUUCAUGCCUUGAAGCAAGGAGAAUUUGGUCUGGCCAGUAUUUGCAAUGGAGGAGGAGGUGCUUCUGCUGUGCUGAUUGAAAAGCUGUAGACUGUUCCAUGUGAUCGGAAACUGUGUUGAAGUGAAUGUGAUGCCCUUGGGCCAGGUUAUAUUCAACAUAAACUACUUCAUUUUUUAUUAUUUUCUAUUAAAAUUUUUAAAAAAAAUAAUCAUAUCUAAAACCUAUUGAAAGUACAAAUAAAAAUUUCUUCUUUAAUUUUUUUUUUUUGUAAACUUGAACAGUCUGAUGCUAUUUGAAAUACCAGUGUAGGUGUGCAAGAGACAAGGUUCAGUGGUUAAGAGCAUCUGUUCCUACCAGGGCUGGGGCACAGCCUUUAAUCCUAGUACUUGCUAGGCAGAGGCAGGCAGAUUUCUGUGAGUUCAAAGCCAGCCUGGUCUACAAAACUAGUCUCAUGAUAUCCAUGGCUACACAGAGAAACCUUGUCUCGAAUAAACAAAAGAACAUCUGUUGUUCUUGUGGAAGAUGUUUGCUUCCCAGUACCCACAUCUGGUGUUGCACAACCAGGGAGAAUUUGCACUGUGUUGCAGAUGCCAAACAAAUGAGAUAUUAUACCUCCUUACCUUACUAGCUGCUGGUAAAAGUAGAGGGAAGCCAUCCUAGGAGAUACUUUGUAAUGGGGUUCUUUCCUGAUGAAAGCAGAGUAAAAGGUCCAGAACUUUUAUAUCUAAAUACACCAAAGAAAUAAAGGCACAGAUGGAUUCCCUGGGGAAGGCUGCUGAUCACCAUUACAAUAGCAGUCACAAUGCUCCUUGACUUUCCCAAGCCUCCAAACCACCUGUAUAACACCCAGUAUGAAUGAACAGAAUAAAACUAUGGCUGUUUGUUUUUCAACCUUAA
Molecule: messenger RNA, 2102 nt
Organism: Phodopus roborovskii (desert hamster)
Lineage: Eukaryota; Metazoa; Chordata; Mammalia; Rodentia; Cricetidae
Gene: Acat1
Product: acetyl-CoA acetyltransferase 1
Exons: 12
Coding region: 20-1294 (424 amino acids)
Biological process (GO): fatty acid beta-oxidation
Molecular function (GO): acetyl-CoA C-acetyltransferase activity
Source: RefSeq, a predicted model, not a curated record